Molecule: messenger RNA, 285 nt
Organism: Rotaria sp. Silwood2
Lineage: Eukaryota; Metazoa; Rotifera; Eurotatoria; Philodinida; Philodinidae
Source: the annotation of a GenBank genome assembly
AUGGGUCAAUCUGAUGAACUUAGCCGAUAUUUAUCGAUGAAAAUCGAUAUGAAAAAUUAUCGUUCUGAUGUUCUUACAUUCUGGAAAUCAAAUACUGAUGAAUUACCUCAUUUAUCACAAGUUGCUAGACAAAUUCAUAGUAUUCAAGCAACUAGUGCUGGAAUAGAGCGGCAAUUUAGUAUUGCAGGACUUACAUUAACUAAUAGAAGAACUUGUUUACAUCCUGAACAAUUGGAUAAUGUGCUUUGCAUUCGUACUGUUGCCAAAUUGAAUAGUCAAAUGUAA